AUGAAUCAUGACUCCAUGAUACCGGCUUGGGCAGAAAGCCGCUCUGGCGACCUUGAAGGGGGAGACGCCGACAGCAAUGGCGUAUUAUUGUCCAACGGGACAUAUUCACACAAAUUACAGGAUAAUGAACCGGUGGUGGUUACCUGGGAAGGGCCACUAGAUCCUGAAAAUCCAAUGAAUUGGAGUUGGCGUAAAAAAUGGAUCACGACCAUUCUUGUAUCAUGCUUCACCUUCAUUUCCCCAUUCUCCUCAACAAUGGUUACUCCGGCUUUGGAUGACAUUAGCCGAGACCUCAACGUUCCAAAUGGAUUCAUGCAGCAACUGGUAAUGUCCAUUUUCCUUCUCGGUUACGCCCAAGGGCCGUUUGUCUUGGCACCGUUGUCCGAGAUUUUCGGUCGAGCCAUCGUGCUCCAGUCCGCAAAUCUCAUGUACCUGGUUUUCAACUUGGCAUGUGGUUUUGCUCAAACAAAGCAACAGCUGCUUGCAUUUCGCUUCCUCAGUGGUGUGGGUGGCAGUGCUCCUCAAGCAAUUUGCAACGGUGUCUUGGCCGACUGUUGGAGGAAAGAAGAGCGUGGGAAAGGCCAAGCGAUUUACGGCAUGCUCACUUUCAUGGGACCUGUUGUAGCUCCCAUAGUUGGGGCGUACAUUUCGCUACAUACCAGCUGGCGUUGGAUCUUUUGGUCCACGUCCGCCUUCGACUUGUUGAUUCAAGUUGCGGCAUUCCUGUUCCUGAGGGAAACCUAUGCAAAGAGAAUUCUGUCCCAAAAGGCCAAAAAGCUAACAAAACACACUGGCAAAGAGCAUGUUACGGAAGAGAGCCGUACCUUAUUCCAAAUUCUUCGGCGUCGCAUGUUUGUGCCCUUUAUUAUGCUAUUUGCUCAUCCUGCCGUUCAAGCACCGUCGCUUUACCGGGCGUAUUUGUACGGCGUUAUGUAUCUGGUAUUAUCCACAUUCCCAAUUGUAUGGGUUGGUACAUAUGGUAUGGAAAAGGGCACAGCAAGCUUACACUACCUCUCUCUUGGUGUGGGAUUCAUCAUUGGACUGCAGAUAUCGCAUCCUGUAAUUGACAAGCUAUACAAACAUUUUCAAAGAAAAUAUAACCAAACUGAUGGUCUACCGGAAUGGCGUGUUCCCCCUAUGAUUAUCGGAGCAAUACUCUGCCCUAUUGGCUUGUUCCUUUACGGUUGGACCGCCCAGGCAAGAACGCAUUGGAUUUUCCCAGACCUUGGCUGCACAAUACUGUCAACUGGGCUAAUCAUUGCCUUUCAGAGCGCUCAAGCAUAUGUAGUUGAUGCCUAUGACGCCGAUUACGCGGCGAGUGCGGCGGCUGCAGGCGCAUUUCUUCGAACAAUGUUUGGGUUUAGCUUUCCAUUGUUCGCACCCAAAAUGUACGAGGUGCUUGGGCUUGGCUGGGGAAACAGUCUUCUUGCUUUUGCCACAAUUGGUUUAGGAAUCCUUAGUCCUGGGUUGCUUUGGUUCUAUGGAGCGAAUCUACGACGGUGGAGCACGUUGGGCAUAGUAUGA
This is a messenger RNA of Pochonia chlamydosporia 170, 1524 nucleotides long. RefSeq names its product multidrug resistance protein. The coding region runs from base 1 to 1524 and encodes 507 amino acids. The transcript has 4 exons. Gene Ontology annotation, biological process: transmembrane transport. The record is from RefSeq and is a predicted model, not a curated record. Gene Ontology annotation, molecular function: transmembrane transporter activity. NCBI's taxonomy places the organism in Eukaryota, Fungi, Ascomycota, Sordariomycetes, Hypocreales, Clavicipitaceae.